Messenger RNA from Schistocerca cancellata (South American locust), 1661 nucleotides. RefSeq names its product major royal jelly protein 1-like. Gene Ontology annotation, cellular component: extracellular region. The transcript has 6 exons. The record is from RefSeq and is a predicted model, not a curated record. Bases 242 to 1552 code for a protein of 436 amino acids. Lineage: Eukaryota; Metazoa; Arthropoda; Insecta; Orthoptera; Acrididae.
CUCUGAUGAUUACAGAAACUUGUUUUCCUUAUCGCCGCUAGCGGGAACGCCGUGCCUUCGCGUUAGUCAGUGUCACGAGUACGGCAGAGAGUAUAAGUUGAGAGGCAAAGAUGCUUCUAGUUUCCGUGUGCAGUUGAGGUGUCAGUGAAGUUACGUUCAGCCUUAGCAAGCACACGGGGAAGUACUGUAUGCAUGAGUGUUUGAAGUCUCUGUUCCAUCAACUAAUAGAGAGAGACACGUGAUGGCAGUAGCGUCACAAAGAGGAGCCAGGACACUGGCCAACGCCAUGCCUCUUGCACUCCUGGUGCUGGCAGUGGCGACGUCUGCAUGUGGUAAGCAGCAGCAACAGCAGCAGCAGCAGCAGCAGAAAGAAGGCCGCUCCGAUGACUGGGACAUCUUUUCGCCCAUGUGGCCAGGUGUGGGCGGGCUUUCAGAUGUGGCGCGGUGGCACACUCUCACGUUCGAUUUCGGAGGCAACCGGACGAAGGAGCAGGAGUACCGAAACUCAGGACGCUACGACCCGCCCUCCAUCCUUCUCAUAGACGCCGAGAUUGUCGGCGACCACGUCUACGUGACGACGCCGCUGUUCAAGGCGGGCGCACCGGCCUCCUUCAGCGUGGUGAGCGGCUCGCGGACGCUGGACCCGCCCCUGAGGCCGUUCCCCAGCUGGGAGGCGCACGCGACCAGCGCCCAGGCGCUCACCGACUGCGCCACGCAGAUGGUCUCCGUCUUCAGGUCGACCAGAGUUCCAUCUGACCACAAUACCGUGUACCUGAUAGACUCAGGGGUCGUGGACAUAGCGUCAACGUUCCAGAAAUUGUGUCCUCCAAAAAUUGUGACGCUCGACGUGCCGUCUGCAACAAUCCUCAAUACGACAAAGAUCGACAAGGAGGCCUGCAAUUCCCUGUACAUCGCCAUCGAGGUGGAGGUGCUGAGGGGCGGAAGGCGAGUAGCCUACUCGGCCGACGUGACGGGUUUCGCCCUCGCGGUGACGGACCUGGACAGCGGGCGGACGCACCGCGUCUACAGCCAGUACUACUACCCCACUCCCGGCCUGGGCGUCACCACCAUCGGCGGCGUGAGCUCCUACCUCAUGGACGGCUUGUUCGCCUUGGGAGUCGCCGACGGCAACUUCUAUUCCUGGGCGUUCGCCAGCAACACCCUCAACAAGGUUGCCACCCGCGUGCUGAGGAACGCCACGGAUGAGCAGAUACUGGACCUCACCGUUGAGACGCUGGUGCCAGGGCAGAGGGCGGGGCCAGCGGGUGCGUUGGCCGUCGACGCCUCCGGGAGGCGGAUGUUCUUCGGCAUCGCGGAGCAGGAGGCACUCUACUGCUGGGACACCAGGAAGCCCUACAUGCAGGUCUUCUUCCGGCAGCUGGCCCAGAACACCGAGCGCCUCCAGUUCUUCAGCAGCGUCAAGGUGCUGCACUCUGAGGACAAGCUGCUUGUCGUCACCGACCGCUACAACAAGUUCGGCCAGGGCAUUGUCGACCAGCAAUCGGUCAAUUACCGUGUGAUGUCCCUGAACAUCAGCCAUCUAAACUGCUAGGUAAACUACGUUGUGAACAAUGGACCUCUUCUUCUGCCGCUUUUGAACAAUCGUCGCAGUAUUUCCAAUUAAAAUGAUGCCAGAAUAAACACAUUUAGUCAGCUUUUCA